AUGACAUCGUUUCUCACUUACUGUUGCAGCUCAAAAAGAAGUGCUAUCACACGUGUGUCCGAUGAUUACUAUCCAGGAAACCCAACAACACAGACAGUGCAUGUGGCGGCUGUGGCUUAUAACAGCAUAUUCUUUGGUGAAGUUGUCGUCCCAGAUUGGGACAUGUUCUAUAGCCUCCAUAAUUCAGCUGAGUUUCAUGCAGUUGCUAGAGCAGUUGGAGGUUGUGGAGUCUAUGUUAGGUAA
Molecule: messenger RNA, 243 nt
Organism: Ilex paraguariensis (yerba mate)
Lineage: Eukaryota; Viridiplantae; Streptophyta; Magnoliopsida; Aquifoliales; Aquifoliaceae
Source: the annotation of a GenBank genome assembly